Messenger RNA from Auanema sp. JU1783, 1134 nucleotides. The record is from the annotation of a GenBank genome assembly. NCBI's taxonomy places the organism in Eukaryota, Metazoa, Nematoda, Chromadorea, Rhabditida, Rhabditidae.
UUGUGCUUCGCUCCAAGCCUAUCGCAACUUUCUCGCCUCCGCGCUUACGUCUACUUCAACGUUUUCAAUAUUAAAAAAAUGAGUCGGUUUAUGUUUUCUUCGUUCUCGGAAGAUGAAUUCUGUAAUGAAUCUCUGAACAUGUCUCCAGAAGGCGAGUGGGGAGUUUGGUGUGACAACGACAACUUCGAAGCUUUCUCCCUUAACACCUGCCAACAGAGAGUUCGCUGUGCUCAACCAAAACCUGGGCCUCAACCACCACCGCCACCGCUAAUAACUGCUCAAUGUCCAACAACUCUUCCAUGUGUGGCUCCUGUUCCGGAGGCUUGUAUAUCGGCAACGAUAUCAUCGGGCUCGGGUUACACCACCACCUUGUCCCGUCCCAACAGUGCUUUGUCGCAUAAAGAGCUAUCGCCAGCUUCUCAAUUCAGCAGCAGUUCUCCAGCAUAUAUAUAUGAUUAUUCUCAAAACAAUUCCUUAACAUUUUCUUCUUCUAUUCCUUCUGAUCUAUGUAAUAACAACUUUGGAAACGUUGAACUAAACGAUUAUAACUUCGAAGACUUCGCUCAAGAUGUGACUGUUUCAUACAGGGACUAUAUAAAUCCUCAACCUGCCGUUCUGGCUCCAGAAGAGUCAUCUUUCCUGGAUAAUCUCAUUCUGUCAGCUCGUGAAGAAAUUUCAAAGGAGGGAGAGGCUCCACAAAUAGAAUCAGCUUGCUCACCUUCACCUUCUGUGAGUUCCACUAAAACGGAUACUCUCAUAUUAACUCCCGAACAUCCAUUGACUAUAAUUGGUGAAGAUGGAAAUGAGUACAAAGUUGUUCUUCAACCUGUUGCCAAGCCCUCUUCAACCAUCAAACGCAAAUCUAGCUCCUCUUCCAUCACUGGUCCUGCUCCUAAAAGAGCGCCUGGUGUUAGUCUCGCAGAAUUCACAGAAGACGAGAUUAACGAGAGAAAAAAGGAGCAGAAUCGUGUUGCAGCUCGUCGGUAUCGAGAUAAAAUGCGAGAAACUCGUGAUUCAGAGAAAGACGAAAAGUCCCGUUUGUGCUCUCGUAAUGAGUAUUUGAAAGAAGAAGCGUCUCGAUUGGAAAAGGAAAUUGCAACUUUAAAGUCUUUGAUGUUUAACGCCGUCCAUUAG